Molecule: messenger RNA, 998 nt
Organism: Salvia splendens (bonfire salvia)
Lineage: Eukaryota; Viridiplantae; Streptophyta; Magnoliopsida; Lamiales; Lamiaceae
Exons: 2
Coding region: 301-843 (180 amino acids)
Molecular function (GO): acyltransferase activity, transferring groups other than amino-acyl groups
Source: RefSeq, a predicted model, not a curated record
GACUAUGUAUAUAAUUAGUAUUUAUUUGAUAGUAAGAAAUACUAUUUUUUUAGCAAAGUACAAUAUCUCAUUUCCUGACUAGUGCCUAGUGUUGCUGACUCCUUCGGCAAUAACAAAGUCUUCUUUGGUGUCUGCUCCGUGAAACAAAGUACAAUAUAUCUCAUUUCCUGGUCUUUUCUUAAUCACAACUACUUUCAUUCCCUCGGUGACCAAGUAAAAUUGAACUUCCCACUAUCUUCAUAUUAUAAAAAAAAACCCAAUUAUUUUAGCAAAGCAAUUCACAAUUCCAAAUCCAAUCCCAUGGCAAAAUACUCCGAUUCAGACAUCACUCUCCGGCCACUAGAAAUCUCCGACGCCGACGCAGCCGUACAAUGGUACAUGGACGAAAAAGUGAGCAAAUUCUGCACGUGGGAGGCGUUCCCGUCGCGAGAAACAGCGGUGGAUUACUUCGUGGAGCAGGAUCUGCCGCACCCGUGGAACCGGGCCAUAUGCGCGGCAGGGCGGGUGGUGGGGUCCAUAGCCGUGAGGCUCUUCGGGGGUUGCGACCGGUGCCGGGGGGAGCUGGGGUACGCGUUGGCCUCCGAGUACUGGGGGAGGGGGAUCGCCACGAGGGCGGUGACCCUCGCCGCGAACCACGCCUUCCUCGAGAUGCCCCACCUGGAGCGGCUCGAGGCCGUGGUAGACGUGGACAACCCGGCCUCGCAGCGAGUGGUGGAGAAGGCCGGGUUUGUGAGGGAGGGGCUUUUGAGGAAGUAUUACUUGCUCAAGGGGAAACCCAGAGACGCCGUCAUUUUUAGCCUCUUGUCAACCGAUCCUCAAGUUAAUUAUUUCGUCGAUGAUUGACCAUCAAUCUUCUUUCAUCCUAUGUAUCGUAUGUUUGGUAGGAUAGAUGACAUUUUUUAUUCAUAGAAUUUCAUCUCUAGACGAGUUAUCUAUCCCUACUAAACAUGCUUAUUGACUAGUUAUAUGCACAAUAUCAUUUAUAUAUGUUUUAAUUA